AUGGGCUACAACGUAACAAUAUUCUUCGAAAUUAACAGAGAAGAGAAAUCGUUUGGAUUGAGGAUGAGCGAUAAAGAGAUAAUUUUCAUCGCCGCACCGCUUGGUUUACUCACAGUAGCGCUGAUAAUUGCAACGUACUGUAUCACAAAGAGAAAAGUAGGAGAAUCAAGAAUUGGAGAAAAAUGGAGCGAUGAGGACCCUUUGGUUUUGGGGAAAAUGAGCAAGAGUCAAAGCAUGAAAUUCACCGCGCCGAAAUCACGGAGCUAUUACGAUCAGUUUCUCACGAGCGAGGAAGUAGAGGCUUUCAAGCAAAAGAUGAAGGAGAAAGAAGCAGCAGACGCGUCUGACAAAUGUGAUUCUAGCGACAACACGGAGAUCGAUGAGAGCUGUGUCACAGAAAAGUCCACACUUCUGCCUACUUCAGCGAGCAUUCACGAUCCUAUAUCAACAAUGCUCGGCAAUUCGGAGCCCUUUCAAGCUGACCACACAAUGAAUUGGAACCUACGAAGGGAACUUUCCAUUCUUCAGUCGGAGCUUGAAGACACGGAAGAGAACAGUAGUGAAGAACACCCGGCAAAGCCAAAGGGGUUAAUAAAACAGACGCAGGGGCCAUAUGAAAGACUUUGA
Oikopleura dioica is the source of this 627-nucleotide messenger RNA. The record is from the annotation of a GenBank genome assembly. NCBI's taxonomy places the organism in Eukaryota, Metazoa, Chordata, Appendicularia, Copelata, Oikopleuridae.